GCCUGCUCAGCAUGAGCCGCCAAUUCACCUGCAAGUCUGGAGCUGCAGCCAACCGGGGCUUCAGCGGCUGCUCUGCGGUGCUCUCUGGAGGCAGCUCAGCCUCGUACAGGGCAGGAGGCAAAGGGUUCGGAGGGGGCUUCAGCAGUCGGAGCCUCUACAGCCUGGGGGGUGCCCGGAACACCUCUUUCAAUGGCCCCAGCAGCAGUGGCCGGGCAGGGGGCUAUGGGUUUUGCCGGAAUCGGGCCAGUGGCUUUGCUGGUAGUAUGUUUGGCAGUGUGGCCAUGGGGUCCUCGAGUCCAUCCAUGUGUCUACCUGGAGGUAUCCACCAGGUGACCAUCAACAAGAGUCUCCUGGCCCCCCUCAAUGUGGAGCUGGACCCUGAGAUCCAGAAAGUUCGGGCCCAGGAGCGGGAGCAGAUCAAAGUGCUGAACAACAAGUUUGCUUCCUUCAUUGACAAGGUGCGCUUCCUGGAGCAGCAGAACCAGGUGCUGGAGACCAAGUGGGAGCUGCUGCAGCAGCUGGACCUGAACAACUGCAGGAAGAGUCUGGAGCCCAUUUAUGAGGGCCACAUCAGCAGCCUGCGGAAGCAGCUGGAGACCCUGUCCGGGGACCGGGUGAGGUUGGACUCGGAGCUGAGGAGCAUGAGGGACGUGGUGGAGGACUACAAGAAGAGGUAUGAAGAGGAAAUAAACAAGCGUACAACUGCAGAGAAUGACUUUGUGGUGCUUAAGAAGGAUGUGGAUGCAGCUUACAUGAGCAAGGUGGAGCUUCAGGCCAAGGUGGAUGCUUUGGAUGGAGAAAUCAAGUUCUUCAAGUGCCUGUAUGAGGGGGAGAUUGCUCAGAUGCAGUCCCACAUCAGUGACACAUCCGUCAUCCUGUCCAUGGACAAUAACCGGAACCUGGACCUGGACAGCAUCAUCACCGAGGUCCGUACCCAGUAUGAGGACAUUGCCCUGAAGAGCAAGGCUGAGGCAGAGACGCUGUACCAGACCAAGUUCCAGGAGCUGCAGCUGGCAGCUGGCCGGCAUGGGGAUGACCUCAAACACACUAGGAAUGAGAUCUCGGAGCUGAGUCGGCUCAUCCAGAGGCUGCGCUCGGAGAUUGAGAGCGUGAAGAAACAGUGCUCCAACCUGGAGACAGCCAUCGCGGAUGCGGAGCAGCGGGGUGACUGUGCCCUCAAAGAUGCCCGGGCCAAGCUGGAUGAGCUGGAAAACCGCCUCCAGCAGAGCAAGGAGGAACUGGCCCGAAUGCUGCGUGAGCACCAGGAGCUCAUGAGUGUGAAGCUGGCCCUGGACAUCGAGAUCGCCACCUACCGCAAGCUGCUGGAGGGCGAGGAGUGCAGGAUGUCUGGAGAAUAUACCAACUCUGUGAGCAUUUCAGUCAUCAGCAGCUCCACAGCUGGGACAGCAGGGGCAGGAACCAGCUUUGGGUUCAAUGGUACUGGCACCUAUGGCUACCGGUCCAGCUCUGUUGGUGGGGGCUAUAGCAUGCUCUCUGGGGGCUGUGUCACUGGCACUGGGAACUGCAGCUCCCGUGGGGAGCCCAAGACUAGGCUUGGAAGUGCAAGCGAAUUCAAGGAUGCUCCAGGGAAGAACUUGGUCCUGGGCUCACCUACCAAGAAAGCCACAAGAUAG
Molecule: messenger RNA, 1634 nt
Organism: Dipodomys ordii (Ord's kangaroo rat)
Lineage: Eukaryota; Metazoa; Chordata; Mammalia; Rodentia; Heteromyidae
Gene: Krt73
Product: keratin 73, type II
Exons: 9
Coding region: 12-1634 (540 amino acids)
Biological process (GO): keratinization; intermediate filament organization
Cellular component (GO): keratin filament
Molecular function (GO): structural constituent of skin epidermis
Source: RefSeq, a predicted model, not a curated record